Messenger RNA from Helianthus annuus (common sunflower), 990 nucleotides. Its product is annotated as bidirectional sugar transporter SWEET6b. The transcript is spliced from 6 exons. Gene Ontology annotation, molecular function: sugar transmembrane transporter activity. Lineage: Eukaryota; Viridiplantae; Streptophyta; Magnoliopsida; Asterales; Asteraceae. Bases 107 to 826 code for a protein of 239 amino acids. Gene Ontology annotation, cellular component: membrane. Gene Ontology annotation, biological process: carbohydrate transport. The record is from RefSeq and is a predicted model, not a curated record.
AUAUCUAUCUAUAUCUCUAUAUAUAUAACAUCCAUGCUGCGGUUAAUCCGUACAUCCAAACUUCAAUUUGACGCUUUUCUGAAUCUUCUUCGCUCCGGUUUCAAAGAUGACGAUGAAUGCAAUGCAGAUUCGUACUGUCGUAGGCAUAAUUGGGAAUGUCAUCUCUUUCGUCUUGUUCAUCUCACCAGCGCCUACAAUAUGGAGAAUCUUCAGGAACAAAUCAGUCGAAGAGUUUUUACCAGACCCUUAUAUAGCUUGUGUAUUAAACUGUAUGUUGUGGAUCUUCUAUGGUCUGCCGUUUAAUCAUCCCAACAGUACGCUUGUCGUCACUAUUAAUGGCACUGGUCUAGUGUUGGAGCUCAUCUAUCUUAGUAUAUUCCUCAUAUAUGGCAAAAAUUCACACAGGAAGAAGAUCACACUCUUUUUAAUUAUCGAGGUCGUCUUCCUUGGAAUUGUCGCGGGUAUUGAUUUGAAUGUAUUCCACACUCAUAAGUCUCGGUCCACUUUCGUGGGCGUGUUUUGUGUGGUGUUUGGUGUCGCCAUGUACGCGUCUCCUUUAACUAUCAUGUGGAAAGUGAUCAAAACAAAGAGUGUUGAGUUCAUGCCAUUACCACUUUCAAUAGCUGCUUUCUCGAAUGGAUGCUGCUGGACAGCAUAUGCUCUCCUAAAAUUUGAUUUAGCCAUUUUGAUUGCAAAUGGUACUGGUGCGGUUCUUGGGUUGAUACAGAUCGUUUUAUGGUUAUCUUACUAUGGAACAACUCCAAAGAAGAGCAAAACUUCUCGUGCCGCUGCUGCAGAUCCUGAGGUGCAGCUCCAAAAUGUAUAGAAAUUUACAUUUGCCUGUUGCGUUGGUAUAAAUGUGAAGUUAGGUUUUCUUGGUUUUUUUCAUAGUUGGUUUGAGUUAGGCUUGAGAUUCUGUCCAUUUUCUGUUGGAUUCUUGUUUUGGUCAUUGACAUUUGAAUUGUUUUUAGAUUUUUUUAGUUUCAUGAA